GUAUGAGGAAAUGUUGAAGCCAGAGUCAUGGCGAGGGUCGGGACGAGGCGGCCAGCAGCUGAUAUAUGUCAACAUUGCUGCUCCUCCUCAGAGACUUCUAGAACAUCUUUCAUCACUAACUCCUUCUCUUCCACCUAGUUUUCUAGUACUAGUACGCACAGUGGAGUCUCUCCCAGAGUGGUAAACCCCAUAAAGUGGAAACUGGAGUAAGAGGAGUGUAAUUUUGUGCGUGUCCACAAAGAAGAUGCCUGAACUAGAUCAGUCUAAAGAGGUGAAGGUUGAGAAGGUGGAAGAAGUGAAUGUAAAUAUAGAAGACAAAACAGAUGUACCAGACGAUGAAUGGCUAGAUGUAAUUGGUAGUGGAGACCUCAAGAAAAAGGUGAUCAGUGCUGGAAUUGUAGACUCAAGACCAUUCAAGGGAAGUACUGUCAUAAUGAAUGUGUUUGGGAGACUAGAGAAUGGCAAAGAGGUGGCUAUACAUAAGCAGCUGACAUUUACAGUCGGAGAUAGCGAGGUGAUUAUGGGUUUGGAUAUGAUUGCACCACUGAUGGAUAAAGAAGAAAUUGCUGAAGUAUUUGUUGCAUCCAGGUUUGCAUAUGGAAGUAAGGGUCUUCCUCCAGAUGUCCCACCAGACAGUAAUAUAACCUACAGGGUGGAACUCUUGGACUUUGCACCAGAAAAGGAACCUGGUUCAUUACCCAUCUCUGAACGCAUGGUCAUUGGGAAUCGUAAACGUGAACGAGGAAAUUGGUGGUUCAACAGAGAUGAGUAUUCCAUGGCUAUCCAGUGUUACAGUGCAGCAGUAGACUUCCUUGAUGAUGCAGAAGAGGAAUAUGGGGAGAAUGUGAGACCCGAGGUGCAAGAAAUAUUGACCGAACGUUUGAAGGCUUUAAAUAAUAUGGGAGCAGCACAAAUAAAAGUUGAAGCAUAUGAUAUGGCUGUGAAAUCUUUGGAUACAGUGUUAAAGUGCCAACCUAAUAAUGUAAAGGCACUCUUCAGGAAAGGCAAGGUACUUGGGAUACAGGGAAAAAUGAAAGAAUCUGUUGCCUUACUAAAGCUGGCACUUGAGCUUGAACCUGAAUCACGCCUCAUUCACCAAGAAUUGGCAAAGAUGCGAGAGAAGGCACGAAUUGAGGCUGAAUCUGAGAAAUCUCUCUACAGACGUAUGUUAGGCUUGAAGAAGAACACGACUCAGUCUGAUACGCGAUAUCCAGUUAUCAAAAGUUUUCCCUGGAAAACCUGGAUGGUAACCUUUGUGACGGUGCUGAUAGCCUUGGUAGUGUACCAGAAUCGAACACUUCUAUAUGAACUCUUCCAGUAAUGUGACAUAGAAGUAUAAAUCAUUAAUUUCUCUCUAUUUAUACUUUAAGGUAUUAAUUUCAUCAUUUUCAAAGUUCAUAAAGAAAUACUACACUAACAAACAAUAAAUAUGUAUUAUUUUAUCUAAAAAUAAUUUUUUCCUUAGUCUUGCAUAACAAUUUAUUGAAGUGAUUUGGUGUUUAUAACUUUGAAAAUGUUGACCACCAAAGUUAUGGUAUGAACUUUUGAAAUGAUGGAUAUUAUAACUUCAGCAGCUGUAAAUCAUAAAUAAUUCAUAAGUCUUGCUGAUUAUUGUAUUUUCUCUCUUUUUUUGCAUAAAAUUAUUUCCUAACUUAUCAAUUUUUGGAAUCGUAGCACGACAUGUUUAUUGCAAGAGAUGUGUGAUUAAAUUCACUUCAAGAAACCAUCUUUUAUCAGCUGUAUUUUGUAAGUAGAUACAGCAGUUUUGAUAUCUCUUAGGAAUUUCUUCCUCUCAAGAAAGGUGCCUUGAUGCUGGUGAGGGGCUCUUAAUCCAAGGAGCUGACCUUACCCUUUCCUUCCUUGGAUCAAACCUGAUGGCCUCCCAUUCCCCAAUUAUUGUAUAACUCCUAAGGGUUGAGUGCUUUAGUGAUUAUAGUAAUAAAUUAAGAUUUUUUUUAAAGUUGUGUUUUUGCAAACACCAUAAAAGUAAGAAAAAUAUUAUACAAGAUUCUGUUUCUUUGAAAAUCAUUUAGGUUUAGCAAAGGUUUUAUCCAUACUUAAAAUUUUACCCAUUUUCUGAUACGAUGAGCAUAAGUAAAUUGUUGGUUUUGUCACUCCAAAAUUAUUUUUGACAAAUAUCUAAUGCACAUUCCAUUUGUAUAUAUUAUUUUUAAUUAUGAUGGAUUUCACAUGACAUAUUUAAGCACAAAAUAUGCACCUGUAUAGCAGUGUCCCUUUCAAGUUAAGAACAAGCAGUGUUAGCAUUCUGCAUAUAAGUUUGGUAUUAUGUAAGUUUCAUUGUAGGAGACAGAAAAUCAUUCAACAUGAGCCAGUACAUUCACAAGUCAAAAUUUUGUGGCACCAGUAGCCUUGAUGUACAACAUUGCUACUGUUCCAUAUUGAAGCCAUUAGUUAACAUUGCCAAGUGAGAACUGACACACAGUGUAAUAAAUUGGCUUAGUAUUAGGAGAGAUCAUUGCUAAGACAUCUGCUGCUAAAUGAAAAAUUAUCAUUAUUUAGACAGCCAUGUUGUUAUCACAAUAUAUGUAUCCUACAAAGUUCCAUAAAUACUCAUUUAGGUGCAAUUCAUACUUUGCAAUAGUUACAUUCCUUGCAUAAAGUAAAUUCACAUAAGCAAACCCAGUAUAAACGUGUAAGAGAUUCGUUCAGACUACAAAUUUCACAUUCCUUGACAAUUUUUUUACCAAAAUAUGAGCUUGCCACACAUGCACAAAAUGAUCCUCUACCAAAAUAAAUUUAUAAUAAAAUCUUUAAACUCAAAGCUAAUCUCCAUUCAGUAUAAAAUUGGGAAAAAAAUCUGUAUUCCUCUACUUUUACCAAAAAAACUGGAGCAUACCAGAUUGGCUCCAAAUGCAGCCACAUACUGGACCCCCCCCCCCCUCAAAAAAAAAAAAAUUGUUAAAAAAUAAAUUUACACUCCCUCCACCAACCUGUCUUUGUCUGGAUUCAAGUACACACAUUAUGAACUUGUGGCUAUGUAUCUCCCUACUACUAUUUCCUCCCUCCACCUAAACUUCAUGUCAGAGUAACCAACUUCAUUUGGCUUAGUGUCCAUCUUUUGACUUGGUGCAAGACAUAGAGUUUUGUUUGUAACUCUCUCUUUGGAUUUCCCAAGCCCAAAUUUGUUUUCUGUCUACUCAGUCUUUCUUCUGAAUGUCAUGAUAAACCAGUUCAAUAAUAUUUAUAGAGAUAUUGUUUAAAAAAAUUGUUGAUAGAAAUAUGGUGGCCGCAUGAAUUCGUACAAAGCGAAUUACAGAAAAUGAAAGUAAGCUGUAUUAUAUAGGAUUCAUAAGCACAAGUGUAUUUUCCACUUCCUGUUUAAGCAGUGAUACCUAUUUUAUAUUUUAUUUUGACAACCCAUUUUAUCAAAGUUAUUAAUUUUUCAUCAUUUAAUUUGUAACAGAGUUUUGCACAUAUAAAAUGUUAACUCUUAAAUUGGGUGUUACCAAUGUAUAGUAUAUGUAUCAUCCAUGUAUAACCAUAUGGGCCACUGGGCAUGAUUUACUGUAUAUACAGUACUGUAUGAGCAUAAACCAUAGGAAGCUCAGAUUAAGUGCCAUAUAAUGCAAUUUGUAGACAAGAUUUUUUUUAUGCAAAAAAAAUCUUGUCUGUCAAAAAAUAAUCUUAGUGUGACUGUAAAUGGUCAGUCAGACCAAAACGUUGUAAGCUCCUCUCUCCUAUGUGAGGGUUAUUUGUGUGGUGUGUGUUUAAUAUUCUGGCAGUCACAAGGUCAGAACACAUUUAAAGAAGGAACAAAAGAUUGAUGGUAUUUUAUAAUAGUAAUCCAGAUCGCAGUGACAUAAGUGCUGCAAUAUGGAUGCAGUAUAUAUGCAAUAUAUACAUGCAAUAUAAUGUUCUUGUAAGGGUAGUAAAUAAAACAAAUGAAAUGUGUAAACCUAUCUUCAUGUUAGUGAACUGUCACUGGCUAGUCUUUAUUAUUUUUUUCAAGUUGCCCAUUUACUGUGCACUUUAGGAGCCAUGAUGAAUCAGUAACAAAAGAUGGCAUAAUUAUAUAACAAAUGCAUAUCAUGUCUCAAUUUUUUAUCGCAACUUGAAACUAAAUUUUUUUACGAGAGCAAGUCAUAACUCAAAAUUAGCAUUAACUCCAUUGUAACUCAAGGGACCACUGUCCCUAUAAAAAAAAUAUUAACAGAUAUUAUGAUUUCCAUAUUACAAUAUUGUACUGUUUGGUGUACUGCAUAUUUGAUUGCUAUAUUGGAUUGUAUAACACUGCAUAACUAGGCAUAAAACAUACCACAUGUAAUAUAAUUACUUCUAAUAUAAUGGUAAUGUGUCAGUUCUUACACUUUUUCUGUAAUUAUACAGUAUUUAAUUUCACAAAAGCUAUAUUAUCAAAAGCGCUAAACCUAAAAUGGUCAUACAGCGCAGAACAAAAGCUAUAAUACUAGGGAAAUUUUAUUAACCAAACCAUUACCUCAGCAGGAAUGUCUUCGCCACCUUUAUGCCCAGUUUAAGAGUUAAUGUGUAAGAGGGAAAUAUACAGUUACUGUACUGUACUUAAAAUUUUAGUUCAAGGCUUGAAGCUUAUGUAUACACCAUCUGUUGCUGAAAAUUAUUCCUAUCAGAGUAAAUGUUUUUUUUAUAAUUAUGUAUUUUAUUUAUAUUAUGAUGAUGCUGUACACAGCAGAUGUUGGUACAAUAAUUUAAGUGUUCUGUUUGACAGUUUGUAACAAAGCAUGAUGUAAUAUGAUAACUGAGCAGCAAUAAGAGCAUUAACUCCAGCAGGAGUACUUGUAAACUAUUUUCAAAUCCUUUGGUAUAGUAUUUAUACAUUCCUAAGAAAAAUAGCAUUCAUCCGU
This is a messenger RNA of Cherax quadricarinatus, 4841 nucleotides long. RefSeq names its product peptidyl-prolyl cis-trans isomerase zonda (gene zda). Gene Ontology annotation, biological process: protein folding; negative regulation of apoptotic process. The record is from RefSeq and is a predicted model, not a curated record. Gene Ontology annotation, cellular component: membrane; endomembrane system; cytosol. Gene Ontology annotation, molecular function: peptidyl-prolyl cis-trans isomerase activity; protein folding chaperone; protein binding. Lineage: Eukaryota; Metazoa; Arthropoda; Malacostraca; Decapoda; Parastacidae.